UCCUACUUAGGCAUGACAAAAUCUUCCCGUGUAGGAAUCUGAAUGGGCUGUAAGUCGAUAUGGGGUGCAGGCUAGUUGCCUGUCUAUGGAGCGGCUGCACAUGCUGCACAAGUCUCGAUCCUUCCGAAAUCGAAAUCGAUUUAUGCACAAUUUUGCAGCUUCAUCCUCUUUUUCUUCCUAUGCCCUCCUGCUGCCGCUGCAGUGAUGUGCGCUUGUGAACUUUUUACAGCCAGCCCAGCAACCCGCGCUGCUACAGGACACGUAACAUAUUGCAUACCGUGAGGGGAGGCAUUCCCUAUUUUUUAUGCCAUAGAUUGCUGGGACCAGGCUCCGUGCUGCCAAGUUGUACUUAUUGCUGCCGAUCAGCGUAUCAUGAUCGGUUCACACACGACGGGUUCGGGUACCUGCAAAUAAGCCUUCUAUAUUUUCCCCCAUAUUCCCCAUCUUUUGUACCGCUAAUUUAAUUUGUUUAAUCCAGCUUGACAUCCGCCGUUAGAGCAGAAAAUGAGCAACACGCGCCGUGACUGGGAUCAGUUUGGCGGGUCGGGAAGUGGUGGCGGUGGAUCAUAUCCGAGUGGCGCCCCGGACUUCACCAAAUCCUCGGGUCCAGCUGACUUCUCGCGUUCGGCUGGCAGCAAUGACAGUUACAACACAUCCAACCAGUCGAUGUCGAUGGGAACCGCCCAACCAUCGGAUCCAUCGCAGCCCUUCGAUGCUAAUUAUGCCGGUGGCCAAGUCCCGCCUCCCACUGGCCUAAUGGGUACCGUGCACAAUGUGGCAGAGACGGCAAAAACCGCCACAAUGAACGCCAUGGAAGGUGGAAAGAAUUUAGCACGACAGGCAUCGGAAAGCGCUAAGAAUCUGGCGACCGGCGCCUGGGAGAAGAUUUCCAGUAUGACAGGACCGAAACCAUAAAGUUUACCUGGGACAAGAUAGUUUUUCGUUCGAUCGAAUUACUGACGGGACACACAUGCAAUCGAAUAUUAUUUUCUUUCGUGUUUCCUAUAAUUCCAAAUCUCAUAAGCGUAAUUAUUGUUAGUAAGACUGCAUUGCUUGUAUUUCCACCGUUUAGUGCGUAACGAUCAGUCAUUUGUUUGUUUUCUUUAAUUAACAAUAGAUCGAUUUCGUGUGUUUGAAGUGAGAUGAGCUAAUAUCCCAUAUGAUUAGUCAAGUCUGAAAACGUAUUGUGAGAUUUUUUGUCUGUUCAUUAGUAUGGCUGGAUUCAUGUGGUUAGUAUAUUAACACCAUAAAAACUACAAUCAUCUA
Molecule: messenger RNA, 1266 nt
Organism: Paramacrobiotus metropolitanus
Lineage: Eukaryota; Metazoa; Tardigrada; Eutardigrada; Parachela; Macrobiotidae
Exons: 2
Coding region: 505-915 (136 amino acids)
Source: RefSeq, a predicted model, not a curated record